AUGUCGCAAGUUACUUCAAGGGCAUCAUGGCUCUCAGUCCUGUUGGUGGCACUGCUAGCAGUGUCUACUGUCAGCGCGCAUCCAAUCCACCAGACAGAUGAAAAGAUGGAAAAAGGACAAGCUGGAAAUCUUGAACUUCGAUCACCGAGACUUAUCCCAGACACCCAGAAGUACCUCCAUGAUCUCCUGCAAGGAUUGGGCCUGCAAGGACCAACUGCAACCCCGACCCUAACACCAACCGCAACACCAACUCGAUCCGCAACUACAACUGCAACUGCAACACCAACAGCCACGCCCACUGCCAGAGUCGAGACCGAGCAAGACUUGGAGAACAUGCCAACACAAACAACGCACAUUGUCUACUCGAGCUCCACCAGCUACACGCCCACUGCCAGCGUCGAGACCAAGCAAGACUUGGAGAACAUUCCAACACAAACAACGCACAUUGUCUACUCGAGCUCCACCAGCUACACGCCCACUGAUAGCAGCAAUCCGGCGGAAUACACCCAUACCGUCAAAAACAUACACAACCACACCAGACCGGUCGAGAACAUCCAGGUUGGACACGGUUGGAAGUGGGGUAAUAAAAUUACAGCUGAUGAUUUACCUGCUAUCUUUGAUGCUGUGUAUAAGGAACUGGCGCAUCGACUCAGCGAUAGGAUUAACAGCUCUGAUGAGGUUGGAGUGGAGAACUUCCUGUGA
Penicillium samsonianum is the source of this 702-nucleotide messenger RNA. RefSeq lists its product as uncharacterized. The record is from RefSeq and is a predicted model, not a curated record. The coding region runs from base 1 to 702 and encodes 233 amino acids. NCBI's taxonomy places the organism in Eukaryota, Fungi, Ascomycota, Eurotiomycetes, Eurotiales, Aspergillaceae. The transcript is spliced from 2 exons.